CCCGAAUGGCACAGCCGGCUGCCGGCAUAGCGAACACACCAACACGAGAUCGUGGAAGAACCAAGUUCCAAGCCGACCUUCCGAGCACCAUAUCGGCUCAGCCCCACGGAGCUAGCCGACAUGAAGAAACAGAUCGAGUAUCUCCUCGCAAAAGGACUCAUCCGACCACUUCACCAUACGGUGCCCCAGUACUCUUCACACCAAAACCAGACGGAAGCGUGCGCAUGUGCAUCGAUUACCGAGCUCUCAACAAGCAGACCAUCAAGAACAAAUACCCAAUACCACAAAUCGAUGACCUACUUGACCAGCUUCGGGGAGCCACGGUAUUUUCCAAAGUGGAUCUGCGGUCCGGAUACUGGCAAAUACGAAUGGCAGAAAUUUCCAUCCACAAAACUACUUUCCGCACUCGGUACGGGUCGUACGAGUAUCUGGUAAUGCCGUUCGGACUCACCAACGCACCGGCAACGUUCCAAGCUGAAAUGAACCAUAUUCUAUGCCCACUCUUGGACGAAUGCGUGGUGGUGUACCUGGUCGACAUCCUCAUCUACUCGCACAACAUACAGCAGCACGUCCAACACCUGCGACGUGCCUUCGACAUUCUUCGACGAGAACGAUUCUACGUCAAGUUAUCCAAGAGCAAAUUCGCCCUUGAGAAAGUCCAAUUCCUAGGACACAUGGUGAGCGCUCAUGGAGUUUACGUCGACCCCAAGAAUAUCGAAGCCGUACGCACGUGGAAGACACCCGAGAACGUGAAGGAGUUGCAGCAGUUCCUAGGCUUCGCUAACUAUUACAACAGGUUCGUGCCACAGUACGCGAAAAUCGCAACACCACUCACGAAUCUGCUGAAGAAGAACAUGCCCUAUAAGUGGGAACCAAAACAUCAGGAAGCCGUGGAGCAGCUGAAACAAGCACUCACGUCCACACCCGUACUCAUCUUGCCAGACCCCGAACGCGACUACGUCAUCGAAGCUGAUGCUAGUGACCAGGCAGCGGGAGCAGUCUUGAUGCAAGUCCAGGGGAAUGGACUGCAACCAAUCGCCUACAUCAGCAAGAAACUACACGGGGCAGAACUAAACUACCUGAUACACGACAAAGAGGCCCUUGCUCUUAUCAUCGCCUUCAAGACGUAGAGAUGUUAUCUCGAAGGACGAAAAC
Messenger RNA from Closterium sp. NIES-67, 1155 nucleotides. The record is from the annotation of a GenBank genome assembly. Lineage: Eukaryota; Viridiplantae; Streptophyta; Zygnematophyceae; Desmidiales; Closteriaceae.